This is a messenger RNA of Procambarus clarkii (red swamp crayfish), 1034 nucleotides long. Its product is annotated as alpha-2 adrenergic receptor. NCBI's taxonomy places the organism in Eukaryota, Metazoa, Arthropoda, Malacostraca, Decapoda, Cambaridae. Gene Ontology annotation, molecular function: octopamine receptor activity. Gene Ontology annotation, cellular component: plasma membrane. The record is from RefSeq and is a predicted model, not a curated record. Gene Ontology annotation, biological process: adenylate cyclase-activating adrenergic receptor signaling pathway.
GUCGACGGUGGCGGCGCUGUUACUCAACAAACAUCUGCACAUCAACGGGAUGACGCGCGGGAGCGUGAAGAUCACAGACGACGCCCCCAGCGGCGGGCCCUUGACAGGUGUGGCUGGCCACGUCAAGCCUCCCCCGCCGCCAUCACCGCCAGGGGCACCGCCCCCCACGCCAGGGGCACCACCAGGGGCGGCCCCUGGUAUCCACAGCAACGGGGUAUCGGCGUUCGAGCCGCCCCCGCGGUCUGUGGCCGAGGCGUGUCUGGAUCAGUCGGUUGGUACUCGUGUGGACUUGGCCCACAGUGAUGACUCCACGCCCACGCCCUCGCCUGGCAGCACGCCCGUGGCGAGGCGUGGGCGGCUGGAGGGCAAGAGGCGGUUCAUGGGCGUGGGCGUGAGGAAGAGCUCGACGGGCGUGGGUCCAGACGCCAUCAUGAGUGUUACUACAGCAGGGGAGGCGAAGAAGAAGCAGGCGUCGCUACACAAGAUGAAGAGGGAGAGGAAGGCGGCCAAGACCCUGGGGAUCAUAGUAUCAGUGUUCCUACUGUGUUGGCUACCCUUCUUCACCUGGUACCUGGUCUCGGCGCUCUGCGGUCAGGCCUGCGCUGUCCCCAACGCCAUCGUCACCAUCCUCUUCUGGAUAGGGUACUUCAACUCUACGCUCAAUCCCAUCAUCUACGCCUACUUCAAUCGCGACUUUAGGAAGGCCUUCCGUAAGACCCUGGCUCACUAUGGCUUCAGCUGCGUCACCCUGCGGAGGACUUCGCGUCUGUGUUGCGGACGCGGGAGGAGACUUUUACAGUGUUGUGCGGGGUUCACUGGGUCGCACGACACGCCGUCUUCUGAAGUCCCGCCUCGCUCGGCUUUCAGCUCUGAAUACUGCCACAUUGAGAUGACCACAGUCGACAAGGUGGCUAAAAUUGGAGCGGUUGACUAUUAAGGGUGUGUACAUUUGUAUGCUUUGGUUCGGCUCCUGUGUGUGUGUGUGUGUGUGUGUGUGUGUGUGUGUGUGUGUGUGUGUGUGUGUGUGUGUGUGU